AUGGUGUUGGGGAAUGAACAGAUUGUCACUACAGUCUCAUCACAGCGCGAACCGGUAGCAGUACAGGGUGAUGCACCUGUCACUCGAUACAAGGCGUGGAAGUACGCCAAAGUUUCAGCCGCGAAAAAAGUAAAAACCAAUGUAGAUGCUCAGGCUUUGAAUAAGAGUGUUGGUCUCAAAACGCCGAACCCAGACCCUGAAGCCGAAACGAGUCAUCAGCUGGAGCACCGUGGCGUAGAGGAAAAGCUUCAGGUUACUGAAUCAGGAAUACAAAAGAAACUUGUACAGGAUGACCGCGCAGGCACACUCAAAUCCCUGGAAGUGCAGUUGCGUGAAGUCCAGGUGAACCUAUAG
Messenger RNA from Echinostoma caproni, 354 nucleotides. NCBI's taxonomy places the organism in Eukaryota, Metazoa, Platyhelminthes, Trematoda, Plagiorchiida, Echinostomatidae. The record is from the annotation of a GenBank genome assembly.